ACCCAGUAUUUUGAGUUUAUUAUGUUUUGGUUUAUUUUUGAGUAAUGGAUUGUUUUCUUAUUAUCUUGUUGUGCUGAUUAUUGUGGUGGUGGUGAUUACUAGUUUCAUGUUUCUGUUUAUUGGUGAUUAGGAUUUGUGUUCUCAUGUGUGGGUUUAGGUGUCAUUUUCCAUGUGUCUCUCAGUGUCGGGUCUGCGUCUUUGUGUAGUGUUCUUGUUUCCUGUUUUAUUGUGAAGGUCUGCGUCUCAUGUGAGUGUGUUCAGUUUUACCUCUGUCUCGUCUUGUUAAUUACUCCCAGCUGUGUCCACCACCUGUGUGUAAUCUCCUUGUGUUUCUCUGUAUUUAAGUCACGUCUUUAGUCAUUGUUGUUGCUGGUCCGUCUGCGUAUCCACCCUGUUUCAUUCUGUGUGUUUCCCUGCCGUCUUCCAUCAUUCCGUCUCCUGCUAUUCGUGUUCAGGUUUGUGCUCUUGUUCAGGCUCCGUAGUUUAGUUUACCCAGUAUAGUUCAGUUCUCCGUUUGCUGUUUGUCCAUUUCCUUUGUGUUUAAUAAACCACCCUCUCACCGGUACAAGUGCCUGCGUUUGGAUCCUCCUUUAAUUUCCACACGGCCCCUCUCACUCGCCGUGACAGUACGGACCAGCCAGAUAUGGAUCCAGCGGCAUUCACCCCACCCUCGGAGCUUCGAGAGCUCAUAACGGACUCAGCUACCAAAAUAAUCAACCUGUGGCUUGAGCAUGAGGGUGAAGCGUUUCUUUACGUUCUGGAAGUCAGGCUACGACAGCUUUUGUCCGAUUAUCCCUGGCUAUUGGACUCACUCCACCCGCUCAUACAAAACUUCAUUCUCCAUGAACUACACCUUCACCCCCCCGCCGCCACUGCUCACCCGCUCGCUUCAACGGAGGACGUGCCGUCCGUACCGCCGGAUGAGGAGUUACCCGGCCCGUCGGAGCCGUCUCCACGGAGGAAGCGACGUUCACGCCGCCGGCGCGGCACCCCACAGCCAGAGUUCAGAAUGACAGAGCAGCCGGCUGUGGUGAGUGAAAGGGACACUUUUCCUGCUGCGUCAGAUUCAGUGACUGUGUUUUCUGGCGCUAUUUUUUGUGUGCCUUCUGACGCUAACAAUGAUUUUUCUGUCUCACCCAUGGCCAUUGCGCUUCAGACUUCCUUUUCUGAGCCUACGUUCAGAGUUAAUGACUGUGUUCACACUGUUUCUGAGCCUGGAGUUACUGAGUUUAGCAUAUUGAGUUUAGAGAAUGAAAAUGUUUGGGACUCUUUUUCAUCUGCACUGGUCAAUUCAGGGGAAGCUGUAGACCUCACUGAAACAGAGCUUCCUGACCAUAUUCCCCCAUCCACACCUUCACCACAAUUCAAUGUGGGGUCUGUAACACAGUUAGCAGUACAGUUAGCAGUUCAGUCAGCAGGCCAGCUGCCCUCAGUUCAGUCAGCAGGCCAGCUGCCCUCAGUUCAGUCAGCAGGCCAGCUGCCCUCAGUUCAGUCAGCAGGCCAGCUGCCCUCAGUUCUGUUGGCCUCUCCACCACCUAUUACGCCUUCACUACAGUCGUCUCCGCUACCUGUAGCUCAGCUGCCACUUGUUCAUCUGUCUGCUCACUCACUCAUUCAGUCACCAUCCUCACCGUCUCGUUACGAGCAGGGAACACACUUCACCACGACAUCUGCUGGUUCUCUUAAGCUGGUCACCUCAGAGACAGUUGCUCCCUCUAGGGCCUCCCCAGAGGCUGGGUGUCACUCACCAGCUGACUCUGGACCCCUAGAGGUCAAGACGCCAGCGCCAGCAGUUUCACUGGGGAACUCACCAGAGCAGUCUCGGCUCUCAGCGCCCCCUGAGAGCUCAAGUGAUUUCACCCGUCCGCCUCCGUCCUCUGCUGAGUGUAUUGGGGAACACUUUCAGCCCUCUGAGGACUGCAUCCCACUGUUGCUGCCUGAGUCUAGCCACUGUGCUGCUCAGUUCCAGCCAGUGUCCACACCGGCAGAGGUCUGCGUACCUGCUGCCUCAGUGUCUGUUUCCGCUGGAGGGCCCGAGUCGCCCGUCCAGCCUCAAGUUUCGUUAGCUGGGGGUUUGGGAGAACCCAGCCAGCAUCCUGCCUCGUCGGCUGGAGGGCCUGAGGAGCCCGUCCAGCCUCAAGUUUCGUCUGCUGGGGGUUCGGGAGAGCCCAGCCAGCCUCAAGUUUCGUCUGCUGGGGGUUCGGGAGAGCCCAGCCAGCUUCAAGUGUCGUCAGCUGGGGGUUCGGGAGAGCCCAGCCAGCUUCAAGUUCCGUCUGCUGGGGGUUCAGGUGAACCCAGACAGCAUCCUGCCUCGUUGGCUGGGGGUUCAGGUGAACCCAGCCAGCCUCAAGUGUCGUCAGCUGGAGGGCCCGAGGAGCCCGUCCAGCCUUAUGCCACGUCUGCUGGAGGGUCCGAGGGGCCCGUUCAGCCUCCUGUCUCCGCUGGAGGGUCCGAGGGGCCCGUUCAGCCUCCUGUGUCGUCUGCUGGAGGGUCCGAGGGGCCCGUUCAGCCUCCUGUGUCGUCUGCUGGAGGGCCCGAGUCGCCUGUCCAGCCUCCUGUGUCGUCAGCUGGUGGGCCGGAGUCGCCCGUCCAGGCUCCUGUGUCGUCUGCUGAAGGGCCCGAGUCGCCCGUCCAGCCUCCUGUGUCGUCAGCUGGUGGGUCCGAGGAGCCCGUCCAGCACCACACCUCGUUAGCUGAGGGUCCUGGAGGGCCCAGACAGCACAUCCUCCCGUCUGCUGGCGGUCCGGGGAGGGCUGUUCAGCCAUCACCGGCUAAAUCAUCCCCCGCGACAUCUACAUCUCCGCCUGCAGCUUCAUCAUCUCCGCCUGCAGCCGCAGCUUCAUCAUCUCCGCCUGCAGCCGCAGCUUCAUCAUCUCCGCCUGCAGCCGCAGCUUCAUCAUCUCCGCCUGCAGCCGCAGCUUCAUCCGCAGCCGCACCGUCCCGCUGCCCCGUCCCGCUGCCGUCAGGUCCGGCCCCCGUGUCUUCAUCCACGCCUGCAGCAUCAUCGCCUGCAGCCGUCUCGCUGCCGUCAGGUUCCGCAGCCGUCUCGCUGCCGUCAGGUUCCGCAGCCGUCUCGCUGCCGUCAGGUUCCGCAGCCGUCUCGCUGCCGUCAGGUUCCGCAGCCGCUCCGCCGUCGCCUGGUCCUGCCUCGUCGGCUUCGUCCACGCCUUCAUCCUCGCCAGGUCCGGCUUCGUCCACGCCUUCGUCCACGCCUGGCCCGGCUUCGUCCACGCCUUCGUCCACGCCUGGCCCGGCUUCGUCCACGCCUUCGUCCACGCCUGGCCCGGCUUCAUCCACGCCUUCGUCCACGCCUGGCCCGGCUUCAUCCACGCCUUCGUCCUCGCCAGGUCCGGCUUCGUCUGGUCCUGACUUGUCCACGUCUGGCCCUGCCUCGUCUGGUCCUGCGGUUGCUACACCGUCAUGGGACCCAGCUCGUCCUGUUCCGCCUCCCCUCUGCCGGCCGUUUUCCAGGCCUCUAAGUUGGCGUCAUGGCCGUCGAGGUCGGCCUCCGGAGGGAGAUCGUCGCCGCUGCUGGCAUUGCAGCCGACCUCCGGAUCUGCUCAGUGGCCGCCGUUGCCGUGUGCACGGUCGGCCUCCGGAACUGUUUGCCCGUGGCCGCCACUGCCUUCCAAGUGGCCGGCCUCCUGACCUGUUUUGGCUCCUGUGUGGCCGACCCCCGGGUCGACCUCCUGAACUGCUUGUGGACUCUUGUUGAGCUUUGGUUUUUGUAUUUUCCUGUGCUUUGGGACUGUUUUCUUGUGUUUUUGAACUGUCUUGCUCCUUGUUUUUUUUG
This is a messenger RNA of Oreochromis niloticus (Nile tilapia), 3793 nucleotides long. RefSeq names its product nascent polypeptide-associated complex subunit alpha, muscle-specific form-like. The record is from RefSeq and is a predicted model, not a curated record. The transcript has 4 exons. The coding region runs from base 644 to 3715 and encodes 1023 amino acids. Lineage: Eukaryota; Metazoa; Chordata; Actinopteri; Cichliformes; Cichlidae.